CCUGUCGCUAUCGUUGCAUCAAUACCAACCAAUGCCCCAGGCACCMAUACGUUGAACAGGAACGAGUGCAAUCGACAAUAAGCAAUCCUUGAAGAAUUCCAAAGCAGAGCUGCGCAACAAGCAACAACAGCAACAACAACACACCAUGCCUGAACCCACGGAGAUGGAAAUCGACUCGGAGGUCGUCCACGAGGCCGUCAUGCACGACAGCAGCGUCCUCCCGGAGGACGAGGAGGACAUCGAGGACCUGCUGGACCUCGUGGACAACGCCAAGGUCGAGUCGAACGACACGAUCGCGCUGCUGAAGCAGGUGACGGAAUCCCCCAAGACGGGCCCCAAGGCCACGCAGACGAAGGAACGGGCCGUCUACGACCUGACGCGGGCCUUUUGCAAGCAAAAGAACUACUCGGAGGUCGUUGCCUUUCUGGAAGCCUCCUCCUUCUUUCGGUCCGUGAACAAGGCCAAGUGCGCCAAGGUCGUCCGGCAGGUCCUCGACAUUGUCUGCGGACUGGCGCCCGAGGAGUACGACAUGCAGCGCGAGAUCUGCGAGAAGGUCGUCCUCUGGUGCCGCCGGGAGAAGCGGACCUUUCUGCGGCAGCGUGUCGAGGCCAAGCUGGCCGGCAUCCUCUUCCACCAGAACGUCUUUGCGGAGGCCCUGCUGCUGAUCGACGAGCUCCUCGGGGAGCUCAAGAAGAUCGACGACAAGCAGCUCCUGGUGGAGACGCACCUGAUGGAGUGCAAGAUCCACUUUGGCCUGCGCAACGUCCCCAAGGCCAAGUCGGCCCUCACCGCCAGCCGGACGGCGGCCAACGCCAUCUACGUCGCUCCCAACCUGCAGUCGGAGAUCGACACCAUGAGCGGGACCAUCCAGACGGAGGAAGGGGACUACAACACGGCGCACUCCUACUUUCUGGAGGCCUUUGAGCAGCUCGACCAGAUGAACGAAAAGCCGCAGGCCACCAAGAGCCUCAAGUACAUGAUGCUCUGCCGCAUCCUCGACUCCCUCACCAAGACGCUCAAACUCUCGGCCAAGGGGGCCAUCGGGGUCGACAAGACGGGGGCGGCGAGCGGACUGGACAUUAGCAACCUGGUGACCUCCAAGCAGGCCGUCAAGUACGCCGGCCGGGACCUGGAGGCCAUGCAGAGCAUCGCAAAGGCCGCCUCGGACCGUUCCCUGCGCGGCUUUGAAAAAGUCCUCGCCGAAUACGACGCGGAGCUCCAGUCCGAUCUGCUCAUCAAGCACCACCUCAAGAUCCUCCAGGAACAACUCCUGGAGUCCAACCUCAUCCGGAUCAUGGAACCCUACUCCUGCGUCGAGCUCACCCACAUUGCCAGCCUCAUGGACCUGCCGCUGCCGCAGGUCGAGCGCAAGCUCUCGCAGAUGAUACUGGACGGAAAGUUCCAGGGGAUCCUAGACCAGGGCAAGGGGCAGCUCAUCAUCUACGAGGAGGGCGAGAAGGACAAGGCCAUGGAAAAGGGCCUGGAGGUCCUGGAACACAUGGACGAGGUGGUCACGACCCUCUUUGAGAGGUCCAAGGCCCUCAGGACGCUCAUGCUGUGACGACGGGACAGCCGGCAAGCCAGCCCGCGAACGGCCGCGCCGAUGCCCAUGGAACAUACCGACCCCGCCCACGCAACUACAGUAGUAAAAAAAAUAAAAAACACAAUACACG
Molecule: messenger RNA, 1673 nt
Organism: Pseudo-nitzschia multistriata
Lineage: Eukaryota; Bacillariophyta; Bacillariophyceae; Bacillariales; Bacillariaceae
Source: the annotation of a GenBank genome assembly